GAUGACAUUGUUAAAAAAGAUGAAGCUGCUGCUGUUUCUGGUUUCCCAGAUGGCCAUCUUUACUUUCUUCAUCUUCCUGUACCCCCACAACAUCAACCCCCCGCCCACUGAGGAGGCGCCCAAGCCCAUGCACGUGCUGGUUUUGUCUUCAUGGCGCUCGGGCUCUUCUUUUGUGGGGCAGCUGUUUGGGCAGCAUCCGGAUGUCUUCUACCUGAUGGAGCCCGCGUGGCAUGUGUGGAUGAACUUCGGGCAUAGCAGCGCCUCCACGCUGCACAUGGCGGUGCGGGAUCUGAUACGCGCAGUCUUCCUGUGUGACAUGAGUGUCUUUGACGCCUACAUGAGUCCUGGGCCCCGCCUGCAGUCCAGCCUCUUUCAGUGGGAAGCCAGCAGGGCCCUGUGCUCCCCACCCGCCUGCAAUGUCUUCCAGCGCGAUGAGAUCAUACCCCAGACUCACUGCAAGCUGGUGUGCAGCAAGCAGCCCUUCGAGGUGGUGGAGAAGGCCUGCCGCACCUACAGCCACGUGGUGCUCAAGGAGGUGCGCGUCUUCAACCUGCAGGUGCUCUACCCGCUGCUGAGAGACCCCUCUCUCAAUCUGCACAUCGUGCACCUGGUGCGCGACCCCCGGGCGGUGUUCAGGUCCCGGGAACGCACCACGCACGAACUCUCGAUCGACAGCAACAUUGUGAUGGGGCCGCAGGGGAAGAAAGUCAGCAAGGAGGACCAACCCUACAAAGUGAUGCAGGUCAUCUGCGAGAGCCAGCUGGAGAUCUACAAGGCCAUGCAGGCCCUGCCCAAAGCCCUGCGGCAGCGCUACCUCCUCAUGCGCUAUGAGGACCUGGUCCGGGAUCCCCUGCCUCAGACCGCGCGAAUGUAUGAGUUCGCAGGAUUGAAAUUUUUACCCCGGCUGCAGACCUGGGUGCACAACAUCACUCAAGGCAAGGGCAUGGGGAACCAUCCCUUUCACACAAACACCAGGAAUGCCCGCAAUGUCUCCCAGGCCUGGCGGUGGUCCUUGCCUCAUGAAAAUGUUUCUCGAAUUCAAGAACUCUGUGGCCAUACUAUGAAUUUGCUGGGCUACCACCUAGUCAAGUCUAAACAAGAACAGAAAAAUCUGUCACUGGAUCUUCUGUCAACUUGGACCCCCUCCAAGCAAGACUACCAGGAGGGCUGAGGACGCUCUCUCCCCAGCUGGCACCAGCCUCUGCCACAUAACUGAGGCUUCUGGGCCUUACGCCUUUGUUGUCGCACACGUGAGCAUGAGUUGUGUGCCCUAGCCAAGAAAU
Messenger RNA from Talpa occidentalis (Iberian mole), 1283 nucleotides. RefSeq names its product carbohydrate sulfotransferase 4 (gene CHST4). The transcript has a single exon. The record is from RefSeq and is a predicted model, not a curated record. Gene Ontology annotation, molecular function: N-acetylglucosamine 6-O-sulfotransferase activity. Gene Ontology annotation, cellular component: Golgi membrane. Bases 2 to 1171 code for a protein of 389 amino acids. Gene Ontology annotation, biological process: N-acetylglucosamine metabolic process; protein sulfation; carbohydrate metabolic process. NCBI's taxonomy places the organism in Eukaryota, Metazoa, Chordata, Mammalia, Eulipotyphla, Talpidae.